AUGGCGCAUCGCCUGUUCAUCAUCUUAAGCUUCCUCUUGUCGGCUGCGAGUGCUGCCGUACUUGCGAAUUACCCUGUCAAUGCGCAAUUACCUCCUGUGGCCCGAAUAUCGAAGCCUUUUCAUUUCGUCUUCUCACAAAGCACCUUUAGUGGAAGCGGUCCCCAGACGGUAUACUCGCUCUCCAACGCUCCGUCAUGGCUCUCAGUGGAUAAUACAUCCCGUACCUUGUCUGGAACUCCUCAGAAGGAAGAUGCCGGGUCACCGGAGUUCGACCUUAUAGCCACUGAUCCAUCUGGGUCCGCUAGUAUGCAAGUAACUCUUGUUGUGACUGGCGACGACGGACCGAAAGUCGGCAAACCCAUUGUACCGCAACUCCAAGCCAUAGGGCCGACAUCUUCUCCAUCUAACGUCAUCGUACAUUCUAGCGCCUCCUUUUCGAUCUCUUUUGACCAAGAGACUUUUUCCAACACACGCCCCUCGACAGUAUACUACGGAACUUCAUACCCUGACAAUGCUCCUUUACCCUCAUGGAUUCGAUUCGACCAGUCAAACCUCCGCUUUUAUGGUACAGCACCGAACAUUGGGCCCCAAACUUUCAGUCUCAACUUAGUUGCUUCCGAUGUAACCGGAUUCAGCGCAGCUACCAUAAGUUUUGAGUUGACAGUCAGUCCUCACAUCCUCUCAUUCAAACAAAGCGCUCAAACGAUGUUUGUCACCGGUGUGAAGGCGCUUAAAAGUCCCCAGUUCCUUAACUCACUCACUUUGGACGGGAAUAUACCAACGAGUGAUGUCUUAACGGAGACCGUGAUUGAUGCUCCAGACUGGUUGGAAGUGGACAAGCAAACCUUAUCGUUCAAAGGGGACCCUCCAGCGGAUGGAAAGAACAGCAAUGUGACAAUAUCAGUAAAGGAUAUUUACCAGAACGUGGCCAAACUUGUCGUUUCGUUGCAAUAUUCUGAAUUCUUUCAGGAAGGAUUCCGAGACGAAUGUGAUGCCAUCAUUGGGCAAUAUUUCUUUUUUACAUUCAAUAGCACCGCUCUCACCGAUGAAUCUGCUGAGCUGGAUGUCGAUCUAGAUAAACAGCUAUCCUGGCUUCAUUACAAUCGUGACAACAAAACUCUCUAUGGAGAAGUGCCAUCGGAUCUCCUCCCAAACACUUACAAAGUGCGGUUGACAGCCCAUAAAGGGACCGCAGAGGGCCACAAAACAUUGAUGAUCAACACCGUAACUGAGGACGACUUGAAUGAAGAUGGUGCGUCCUCAGCGGAUUCUAAUGGUUACCAUGCAGGCAAAGCUGGCAUUAUAGUGAUGGCGAUCUUCAUACCACUUGGAUGCACAGGGAUUGCUCUGCUCCUGCUCUAUUGCCGCCGCCGCAGGCAACGAUGGACCAAAGAUGAAGGCGGACCAGGGUUUGAAGAGAAAUCACUCGCCCCAAACCCUUUUGGUCCGGGAUUGUCGCACUGCCAGCCGUUUGAGAAGACCACACCGGGAAACCCACCAGCCAUUCGCACAGCUCCAUUGCCUGAAUCAAAGCCUCCGAAAUUGGAGCUAGAGCCAUGGUGGAACGUUAGCAGCGAGAUUAGAAAUGGAGAUCCACCAACAGCCUCAGGUAAAGAAAAUACUUUUUCGAGCUCGACGAUCGAUUGGGACUUCGUUCCACUACGGGGACCUGAAGGGGAUGAGAACAAACCUCCUGAAGAGCCUGCUCCCAAGACUCACCGGCUCUCUUUACAGAGUAGCCCGCCGGUGCGUAGAGGUACCUCAAAUCGUUCCGGCAGACGAGAGCCACUUAGGCAGAUUCAGCCACGAAGGUCUACGAAACGCAACUCGGCAGUAUCGUCCAGAUCCAAGAGGUGGUCCAAGCGGUCGAGUGGUAUCUCUUCUAUCUCUGCGGGUCUCCCAGUAAGGCUUAGCGGCGCAGGCCACGGAGCGGGUGGUUUUGGGCCUCCAGGGCAUGGGUUCGUGAAGCUUCCCUGGCAAAAUACGCAGACAUCCUUGCAAAGUGAGGAGAGCAGCCUAGGAAAUCUAGCUCCGCUGUUCCCUCGCCCCCCUGCCCGCACGGGGGACAGUCAAGACCCCACGAAGAGGAUGAGUGUGCACACAGUGGACCGUGAUAGCUCGACACUUUCUGAUUCCGAUUCGUUAGAGGCAUUUGUUCAAGGCCGCGCAAGAAGCCGUCACUCAUCCAAUCCCUUCAUUGCUGGCCCGAUAAGCCGUCGAGUUUCUUCCAAGACCCGUGCCCUGCAACGAGCACGAAGCAAUGCUAGCCGCGCGGAUACUGUCAAUACAGCCAUGGACAAUGAUGACUAUCAACGUCGAGAGCGCCCCUGGUCCCUGGCAAUGUCAGGUUCCGUGUAUACUGAUGACUACCGUCAUUCCGCAUAUCUCAGCUCCUUGUCGGAAGAGUCACCGCGCACGCAGCCACUAAAUGCUCUACCAAGUCAAUCAAGCCUUGCACAACACUACUCUAAGAUCAUCUCACCACUUCCCCGUUACUUCAGCGAGCUGAGUUUGAACAAUAUCAGACACGAUGAAACUGGAGGAGCAUAUGUUCCGGCCGAUCAGCAGAAUCUCUCAGGUACUCGUCGUUGGUCUCGAUCAAGCCCGUCGUUACAGAAUUGGCGCCGGUUUCAAAAAAGCCCUUCAGCGUCGUCUUUCCCGUACGACGCGAGAACUCGCCGCGUGAGUUUAAUGCAAACGGCUGACCAAGACUCGAACUCUCAGCGCGGCUUCCAGAGGGAACCAACAGGAAGCGUGUUGAGCGAUAUAGCCUUCGUUUAGUACUAAAUGGUCUGUUGUUUCUUAUCAGGUUAAGAUACCAUUUCGUUCGGUUUAGGAGAGUUUCAGUGUUCAUAUUGUGUAACUAGUAUAAUUGCAACC
Molecule: messenger RNA, 2880 nt
Organism: Aspergillus nidulans FGSC A4
Lineage: Eukaryota; Fungi; Ascomycota; Eurotiomycetes; Eurotiales; Aspergillaceae
Product: protein axl2
Exons: 1
Coding region: 1-2781 (926 amino acids)
Cellular component (GO): membrane
Molecular function (GO): calcium ion binding
Source: RefSeq, a predicted model, not a curated record